AUGGACCGUCCGUGGAAAUACUCCUCAAAUGUGGCACAGGUCAGCUCAAGCUGGCAUGGGGUUUCCGGGGUCAAGACACUGAUCGUCUUGGGUGCGUCCUAUUGCGGUGUUGGUUACGACUUCAAAACUUCGCCGCGUCCAACUGUAGAUCAGCCUCUUGGCGUCCCGUUCCCUGGGUCAACCUGGGCGGAGCCGGAGAAGGCGAACUGGGUUGGGCAUCUGGUGACACGGUUCGAGGACCAGACGAGGUUGGUCGUGUAUGAUUUUGCGAAGGGGGGAGACACGACGGAGGGUGUUGAGCGACAGAUCAAACAGGAGUUUCUUCCUAAUCUUGUGGACGACACCGAGAAAGGGCUGCUGCAGGGUAACCUGGACAAAGAGCUGCGGACGUCUGAUGCUGUCUGGAACAGCGAUGACACAUUAUUCACGAUCUGGAUCGGGAUUAACGACUGCGGGUAUUCUGGACCCGACGCCGUCCCACCGAAGCUAGUCAAGCUUUUCGGUUUGAUCGAGUUGCUCUAUAGCGUCGGUGCACGCAACCUCAUGCUCAUUGACAUACCUCCCAUGGAUCGCUCUCCUGCUAUGAGGUACCCUCCGCGGGGCAAGCUCUCCUUCGAAGAGUGGAACGAUCGCCUCAGGGUACACGCCCUUGACUUCGCCAAGACACAUGUCGACGCAACCCUCACAAUCUACUCAUCGUGGGCUACAUUCACGCGCGUGCUGAACAACCCAGUCGCGCUUGGUUUCGAUGCCGAUGAUGGCAAGAGACGGGGCGGAUCGAUCUGGGUGGAUCAUAUUCAUCCUACGAGCAAAAUGCAUGACGAGGUUGCGAAGGAUGUUGUUGCACUCUUACGGAGUAUUCCCGCGAACGGCACUGGGGCAGAGCAAGGCCAGACAAAAUGGUGCGAUGGUACACAACAUUUGACCACUUGA
Molecule: messenger RNA, 933 nt
Organism: Phanerochaete carnosa HHB-10118-sp
Lineage: Eukaryota; Fungi; Basidiomycota; Agaricomycetes; Polyporales; Phanerochaetaceae
Product: carbohydrate esterase family 16 protein
Exons: 5
Coding region: 1-933 (310 amino acids)
Molecular function (GO): hydrolase activity, acting on ester bonds
Source: RefSeq, a predicted model, not a curated record